CUCUUCUCAGCAUUCUCUAGUGUGGUCCACAGCAGCUUCCUCAUUUCAUUUAUGCCUGUGGUUUAUAGCUUGAGAGAAAAUCAGCAGGAAAUAUUCAUCAUCCCUUAUCGAGAACAGAACUUUUCACACUUAAAACAAAAGGGCAAUGGGUUCCACAAAGAAGCAUUGUAUGAUGGCUCAAAGUGACGCAUUUCAGCUGUGAAGAUGUAUGGAGACCUCUAUCACGACUUCAGUUGGUGACCAGUAGUUAUCCCUAAUUCCAAAAGGCAUGCAGCUGUCUUCAGAAACAAACUUCAUAGCCAUGUAAUUUAAAACUAAAAAAGAUAGAGUGAACAAGUACCAUAGAUAAGAUAAGCGAAAAAAGUUACAUUGGGAAAGACAAAAUGAAUGCUUCUGGAGGAAGUUGUGGAAGCCCUAGCUCUACUGAAUCUACUGGUGACAUCUUCAAGGAUCUGUGGUCCAAACUAAAAGAAUGUCAUGAUAAAGAAGUACAAGGAUUACAGUUGAAAAUAUCCAAACUGAAAAAGGAAAGGUGUUUGGAUGCAGAGAGGCUUGAAGAGUUUUAUACCAAAAAUCAACAACUGAGAGAGCAACAGAAAGGACUUCAUGACACUAUCAAAGUUUUAGAAGACAGAUUAAGAGCAGGAUUAUGCGAUCGCUGUGCAGUAACUGAGGAGCAUAUGAGAAAGAAACAGCAGGAGUUUGAAAAUAUCCGGCAACAGAACCUUAAACUCAUCACGGAACUUAUGAAUGAAAAAAACAACUUACAGGAUGAAAAUAAAAAGAUAUCUGAACAGCUUCAGCAGUUGCAGAAGCAAAUGGAGGGGAGAGAGCAACAAGCAAUGGAAUUGGAGGAAGGGGUCAUUCCAGAUUCUCCGGUUCAAUCUUUUUCACUAUCCGUGGUUAAUCGUAUCCGAAGAAAGAAAGAGAACAGGCAUGUCCGAUACACAGAGCAAACACAUACAGAUCUGGAGCAUUCUGAAAGCACUAAUGCAUUUGGAAAAGUUCCAUUGUCGUCAUCCACUCAAAUUCCUAAGCACUGUGGAAAGGAAAUACUAGUGGCAGACACCUGUGACCAAGAACUGUCCCCGAUAGCAAAUAAACAAGGGAUGGGAAGCUAUCCUGUUGCAAAGCCAUCUUUUAACUUGGCUGCAGUUGUUGCAGAAACAAUUGGACUCGUUCAAGAAGAAUCUGAGUCCCAGAGUGUACUGAAUGCUCUUAGAAGUGACAUUCCGAUGACCCAGGUGCCUCAGAGCCCACAACAGGAAGAUUCCAGAAAACAGCUAGCUCAUGAAUCAUCAAGAGAUAAUGACAACUUGGGACUUUCAGAUUCAUCUCAGAACACUCUACCAGAUGUAGACUGGGAUUCUCAGGUAGCUUCUCCUGUUUUUGGAGCAUCUAACAACAUGAAGAACAGCCUGACUUCAAGUCUUUCCCCUUCUGUUUUAGAAACAGGACUGAAGUCCAAUGCCAAAAAAGACUCCUUCAACAGUACUUUCAAUUCUAGAUCUCACAAAAUUAGAUCAAAAUCUGAAGAUGUUGCUCUUGUUGCACCACUUAAUCUUGGGACUGAAGUAAACUCUGUUAUCAGCCAGGCCUCAGCCAGUAGGCAGAUGGUUGUGAAAAGGGAUGUAAAUGAAUCCAUAACUUGUAUGGGCAACUCUUGCUCAGGUAAAGAGAUGAUCAAGAAUGACUUCCUCCUUGCACCCCACAAACAAGUGGCAGACAGAUGUGCUAAAAGAAAAAAAACAGAAGAUGAGCGUGUGACUAGCUGUGAAAAAACAUCUUUCAACAAAGAAAACUCUUUCCCUUUUCGAGCAGACAUUCAACCUGUUAAUGGAGAUCAUAUAAUUGAUAAGCCUCUGGACCUGUCUGAUCGUUUUUCUGCUAUUUGCUGUCAAGAAAAAAGCUCAAGAAGUGAUGAGAUCUGUAAAAAUAGACUAAGACAGGUGACACUGCAUGAUGUUUUUUCACAGCUGGUGAAGCCCGUUCCAAAGGGUUCUUCAUCCAUCCAAAAUACCAACAAUGGAAACUAUUUGUCAGGAAAAGAGUCACAAGAACAUCCCUAUGUACAGGAGAUGAUUCUCCAGUCAUGUGGCAAAACAUGCCCAGAUAAAAAACCUUUGAUGCAAAUAAAAGAAGAAAUCUCUGCUUUCAAAAUCCCAUCAUUGCCAAACACAGUGGAGACAGAACUACUUUUUGAUGACAUGAAGGUUGCCAGUGGCCAUGACCCAAUUAGAAAGAAAACCAGGACAGGACAUGGAGAAUGUGAGCUGGCAUCUGUGCUUCAACCAAACCCUUGUAGAAUAACAAAAACUAAACCACUGCAAAAUGAACAAGAUAAACCAUCGUUAGAAAUUAUGCAGUGGAGUAUAGAUCCAGGAGCAGACCUUUCCCAGUACAAAAUGGAUAUUACGGUUAUUGACACCAAGGAAGGCUCUCAAUCAAGAGUAGGAGGAGAGACUGACAUGGACUAUACAUACGUUAGUGAAAGCAUGCUAUUAAAAAUGAAAACUCAAGAGCAGAAAGGAGAAAGCAGUCCAAAGGGAGAAAGAAAAAUGAAUGACAGCUUAGCAGAAAUGUUUGAUCGGACAUCAUAUGAAGAAUAUAAAUCUUGUCUAGAAGAUGAUAGUCCUUCAGCAUGUGAUGAAAAAGAAAAUCCUCUUGAGGAAGAGGAAGAAAAUGAGGAAGUCUCAUCAGCAAGCAAACUAACGAAGCAUGAGAAUAAACAAGAUAAAACCAAGCAGAAAGCUUUUGUGGAGCCAUAUUUUAAAAGUGAUGAAAGAAAAAAUGCUGUGUUAGGUUUUCCUCAUAUUGAGGUUGUUCGGAAGAGAGAAGAGAGAAGAAAAUUGCUGGGCCAUACCUGUAAGGAAUGUGAAAUAUAUUAUGCAGAUAUUCCAGAAGGGGAGAGAGAAAAGAAGCUAGCUGCUUGUUCAAGACAUAGAUUCCGCUACAUUCCUCCUAGUACACCAGAAAACUUCUGGGAGGUUGGAUUUCCUUCCACUCAAACUUGUGUGGAAAGAGGCUAUAUUAAAGAGGAUCUUGCACCCUAUCACCGUCCAAAAAGAAGGCAGCCUUACAAUGUGAUGUUUUCUCCAAAAGGCAAAGAACAGAAGACAUAAAUGAUGGGGAAACAAAGCACAUAAAUGUGGGGAAAUGGUUUCUUGUCAUUAGAUAUUUAUAGUUAAUAUAAACUUGAAAUAAAAAUACUGUGGAUUUUUCCAAAAAGAUAAAUCAUUUCAUUAGAUAUGUAAAUCAUUUCCCUCUUAGAAAGCUCAUUUGAAAAUCUGAAGUAUGUAUCAGGAAACGCUACUAUUUAAUGUAUGUUUGUUUCAUUUUGUGUUAAUGUUUUGUCUUGAUUUUGCACCUUUAAGACAGUGGGUCUGCUCCUGUUUCCUCCCAUUGAAGUCAAUGGCUAAAUGCCUAUUGGACCAUAUCCAAACUUUUAAGUAAGGUGGGUGUGACUUCUUUGAUCUCAGUGGAGUUCUACCUGCUCAUUCUAAGUCUAAAUGUUGCUUAUAAAUUUCAGUGGGAGCAGGACUGGACCUGGUAGGGUGCUUCCAUUUUGCACUGGAUAACUUAAAGGAUUUAUCACCUUCCCUUUUUUGUAAUAAUUGUGAUAUAUCUGAUUGCAAUAAACAAAGUAGUAUUUAUUAAUGA
Malaclemys terrapin pileata is the source of this 3660-nucleotide messenger RNA. It is a transcript of the gene RBBP8, whose product is annotated as RB binding protein 8, endonuclease. Bases 384 to 3122 code for a protein of 912 amino acids. Gene Ontology annotation, biological process: double-strand break repair via homologous recombination; DNA double-strand break processing involved in repair via single-strand annealing. The transcript is spliced from 20 exons. Gene Ontology annotation, cellular component: site of double-strand break. The record is from RefSeq and is a predicted model, not a curated record. Lineage: Eukaryota; Metazoa; Chordata; Testudines; Emydidae. Gene Ontology annotation, molecular function: double-stranded DNA binding; damaged DNA binding; double-strand/single-strand DNA junction binding.